GGCCAGGCUAGGGUCUGUUUACGGGUUCAGUUUUUCUCACCCCUACACAUUUCACCACAAAAACAUAAGCAUAGCUGAAGCGCUCGCCGCUGCCGCUAAUUAGCGCGGAGACCGCCGACGAAACCACUACCGCGGCAAAUGAUUGCUGAGAAAUCCACCAACGUCACUAAUGAGAACUAUCGAAGCCCCCAUCAAGCUUUGCUACCUCUUUCUUUCAGACACCACCACCUAAGUUAUAGACAUGACAGUGCUAUACGACAAAAAGAUCUUCACUUUUAGGAAAGGGGGAAAAGGCCGUUUAUUCUUGUCUUCUAGAGAAAACAAUAGUUAGUGGACUGGCUAUGGAACUAUUGCGGCCUGGUUCGGAAGGAGGGGCAGAAGCAGUACUAAAGCUUCAACCAAACACAUCCUUAUCUGUUGCCUACCAUCCUCUUUUUGGACCCCAUGAUGAUCUAAUGCUUCUUGAGCUUGAUGAGAAACUCCUCCCUGAAUUCCUUCACCAAAGUGUGACUUUGAGAGGGCAACCAAAUGAAGAUGCAGUUCUAUGCACCCAGUCAAAAACCUAUGCCCUAAAAUUCGUAGGGACGUCAAACUCAGUGUUUCUUAUUCCUCCAUCCGACCAGUCAAUCAUAGAAGAUGCUUCUCUUGUGUUGCACAGUAAAGACCAGAUGGCUGUUUCUUCUGUCCUCAAAGUCGCCCCUGGCUGUAUGGAACUGGUUGAGGUUUCUCCCAGAUUAGAUAAGCUCAAAGCACUUCUCUCCCAAAAUCCUUAUGGUUUUGGUGAUGAUAGGGCUUCAGAUAUGACAGAUCGGAGUGGAUUUCUAUAUAAAUGGGAUGAUCUGGUGGAAAGUAUUCAAGCCAGUGACGGUGAGCUAGCAGCCGGCUUACAAGCUUUGCCCGCAGUAGAGAUUAAUGGAUACUGGAAAAUUUUAGAUGAGCAAUAUAUGGAUGGAGUUCUUAACAUGCUUCUGCAUAAUUCAGUCAUCAAGAACUGGUCUUUGAACAUGUUGGAUGAAGAUGAAGUUCUUCAAGUGUUGGAAGGAGAUGGAUUUCCUAAGAAAAUUGCAAUGCACUGUUUGGAGGUCCAUGGUAGUAGAGAUGAUGAAGGCUUGGUUUGGAGGAUGGAUGAGAAGAGGAUUUGUGUGCACUUUGCGAGAGGGAUAUUGAGAGGAGGGAAGAAGAUGAAGAUGGAAGGUUUCAUGGAGCAAUGGAGAUUGAAGAUUCCAGAUGGGAUGGAUGUGAAUUUUGAGAUGCUGGAAGGGGAAGUGUUAACUGAGAAAAUGGGGAUAGAGACUUGGGUAUAUGCUUUUAGUGUGUCUUCAUUGUCUUCCGUUCCUGCUGAAAGGUUUUUGAUGCUUUUCCAAGAAAGAGCAAGAUGGGAAUGGAAGGAUAUGCAGCCAUAUGUUAGGGACCUAAAAGUGCCUGGGAUGUCUUUGGAGGGAUUACUUCUGAAGUACACCCGAAGAACCCAACCAACAGCGGAUGCAGAACCCAUAUUCAGCGCAAGAUAGAUAUCAUGUCUAUAUGUGGAAUUAUUGUUGUAAAAUCUUAUAUCGGUUAAAUGGUCAAAGUAGAGGCUCUCAUACCCUUCCUGAACUCUCAAUGUAGCAAUUUAAUGUAAAAAUAAAAACCCAUAAAAUGUAAUCAAAUCAAUCAACGCCGAGAAGAGUCAUCUUAUAGAUUCAAUCUCUUUGAAGUUUGAAUGGCCGCUCCAACACACUUCUCAGUUCUCAUACAAGAAUAAUUUCCCUUUCAC
Messenger RNA from Cuscuta epithymum, 1756 nucleotides. Lineage: Eukaryota; Viridiplantae; Streptophyta; Magnoliopsida; Solanales; Convolvulaceae. The record is from the annotation of a GenBank genome assembly.